Messenger RNA from Tinamus guttatus (white-throated tinamou), 1892 nucleotides. Lineage: Eukaryota; Metazoa; Chordata; Aves; Tinamiformes; Tinamidae. The record is from RefSeq and is a predicted model, not a curated record.
UUCUUCUGAGUUGUGUUUGAAGCUGCCAAAAUGGUGCUAGCAGAUCUUGGAAGAAAAAUAACCUCAGCAUUGCGCUCGCUGAGCAAUGCUACAAUUAUCAAUGAAGAGGUUUUAAAUGCUAUGUUAAAAGAAGUAUGUACAGCAUUACUGGAAGCUGAUGUUAAUAUCAAACUAGUAAAGCAGCUCCGAGAAAAUGUCAAGUCUGCAAUUGAUCUUGAAGAGAUGGCAUCUGGCCUCAACAAAAGAAAAAUGAUUCAGCAUGCUGUCUUUAAGGAACUUGUUAAGUUUCCUCAUGCUGCUGUAGAUGAAGCAUAUUUUGGAAUGAGAUAUUUGCAUGAUUCCAACUUUUGGUUUUCUCUUUCACAGUUAGCCUACUUCUAUCAGAGAAAAGGUUGGAAGACUUGUUUGAUAUGUGCAGACACAUACAGAGCAGGUGCUUUUGACCAAUUAAAGCAGAAUGCCACAAAAGCAAGAAUUCCCUUUUAUGGGAGUUACACAGAAAUGGAUCCUGUAAUAAUUGCCUCAGAAGGUGUGGAGAAAUUUAAAAAUGAAAACUUUGAGAUAAUCAUUGUUGAUACAAGCGGACGUCACAAACAGGAAGACUCUUUGUUUGAAGAGAUGCUACAAGUUGCUAAUGCCAUACAACCAGAUAACAUCGUAUAUGUGAUGGAUGCUUCCAUUGGCCAGGCUUGUGAGGCUCAAGCUAAAGCUUUCAAGGAUAAAGUAGAUGUAGCCUCGGUUAUCGUUACCAAGCUGGACGGCCAUGCGAAAGGCGGCGGCGCUCUUAGUGCAGUUGCUGCCACAAAAAGUCCUAUUAUUUUCAUUGGAACGGGUGAGCACAUAGAUGACUUUGAACCCUUUAAAACACAGCCUUUCAUCAGCAAACUUCUUGGUAUGGGUGAUAUUGAGGGAUUGAUAGAUAAAGUAAAUGAGUUAAAGUUGGAUGAUAAUGAAGCGCUCAUAGAGAAGCUCAAACAUGGUCAAUUUACAUUAAGAGAUAUGUAUGAACAAUUUCAAAACAUCAUGAAAAUGGGACCAUUCAGUCAGAUCUUGGGUAUGAUCCCCGGUUUUGGAACUGACUUCAUGAGUAAAGGCAAUGAACAGGAAUCAAUGGCAAGGCUAAAGAAAUUGAUGACUAUAAUGGACAGUAUGAAUGACCAAGAACUCGACAGUACAGAUGGUGCCAAAGUUUUCAGUAAGCAGCCAGGAAGAAUCCAAAGAGUGGCCAGAGGUUCAGGUGUAUCUACCAGAGAUGUUCAGGAGCUCUUGACCCAAUACACCAAGUUUGCACAGAUGGUGAAAAAGAUGGGAGGUAUCAAAGGGCUUUUCAAAGGUGGUGAUAUGUCAAAGAAUGUAAACCCAUCUCAGUUGGCCAAACUGAACCAACAGAUGGCAAAGAUGAUGGAUCCACGAGUUCUUCAUCAUAUGGGUGGUAUGGCAGGAUUGCAGUCAAUGAUGAGACAAUUUCAACAAGGUGCUGCUGGGAAUAUGAAAGGCAUGAUGGGAUUCAAUAACAUGUAAAGAAGCCUUAAUAAAAAUGGACUUGGUUGACUGAUAGUUUGUUGCAACUUCAGUGAAAGGAUUUGCUUUCUUCCUUUUUACAGUGAUGGGGGAUUGGUGUUUUGAAAUCUUAUUCAGGCUUCUCAGUUUCUACAUCUAAUUUCUGAAGAUUAUUUUUGCUUAUACUAGUUUCUCUCCACUAAUAUCUGAUGGCACAAAGAGUAUUUCAGUUUAAUAAAACAAAAUCAUGAUGUAAAAUUUUAAUAUUUAGAGACACUUGUAAAUUGUUUGCAUCAAAUGGCAGCCAUUAUAUUUGUAAACAGCCCUGAUCUUUGGUUAUAGUAACAUAAAAUGUCACAAAUAUACUGUAAAAUAAAAAUGGUUAUAAAUAA